AUGAUCGCUACUGAUUUAGGGUUUGAGGAGAAUUGCAAGAGGGUCGUUGAGGAAGUUGUGAACGCCUUUGGACGCAUCGACGUGCUUGUGAAUUGUGCAGCUGAGCAGCAUGAGGUUUCGAUUGAAGAUAUCGAUGAGGCCAGGCUUGAGAGAGUGUUUCGUACCAACAUCUUCUCACAGUUUUUCUUGGUCAAGUACGCGCUGAAGCACAUGAAGGAAGGGAGCAGUAUCAUCAAUACGACGUCGGUUGUUGCAUACGGAGGAAACUCAAGCUUACUAGAGUACACAUCUACUAAAGGAGCCAUUGUUUCCUUCACACGUGGCUUAGCUCUUCAGCUUGCACCAAAAGGUAUUCGUGUGAACGGAGUAGCUCCUGGUCCGGUCUGGACUCCACUGAUAACCGCAUCCUUCUCUGACGAAGCGAUCAAGCAGUUU
Camelina sativa (false flax) is the source of this 435-nucleotide messenger RNA. The record is from RefSeq and is a predicted model, not a curated record. NCBI's taxonomy places the organism in Eukaryota, Viridiplantae, Streptophyta, Magnoliopsida, Brassicales, Brassicaceae.